This is a messenger RNA of Phyllostomus hastatus (greater spear-nosed bat), 2590 nucleotides long. It is a transcript of the gene CHRNA6, whose product is annotated as cholinergic receptor nicotinic alpha 6 subunit. Lineage: Eukaryota; Metazoa; Chordata; Mammalia; Chiroptera; Phyllostomidae. The record is from RefSeq and is a predicted model, not a curated record. Gene Ontology annotation, biological process: nervous system process; signal transduction; regulation of membrane potential. Bases 182 to 1666 code for a protein of 494 amino acids. The transcript has 6 exons. Gene Ontology annotation, cellular component: neuron projection; postsynaptic membrane; synapse. Gene Ontology annotation, molecular function: acetylcholine-gated monoatomic cation-selective channel activity; transmembrane signaling receptor activity.
CCUCGGUCUCUGAUACUGAGAACCACCUUGUUAUGCCUGUGAAUGUUUUUAUUUUGCAGAAGACUCGCAUGGAUUAUGUGGGACUCUGAAGAUGUAAAGGUCCGGUGCGUGGGGCUGUCUGCUAGCUCUCUGUGUUUCACAGACCUUUGACUAGAAAAAGCAGUGAGAGUGUGUUUUAGUCAUGCUGACUAGCAAGGGUCUGGGAUGCCUUCGCUUGGGUGUGUGCCUCUGGUUGUGUGUAUUCAUACCUUUCUUUAAAGACGGUGCAGGCUGUGCGUCUGAGGAGAGACUCUUCCACAAACUGUUUUCUCGUUACAACCAGUUCAUCAGGCCUGUAGAAAAUGUUUCGGAUCCCAUCACGGUGUAUUUUGAAGUGGCCAUCACACAACUGGCCAAUGUGGAUGAAGUAAACCAGAUCAUGGAAACCAAUCUGUGGCUACGUCACAUCUGGAAUGAUUAUAAAUUGCGCUGGGACCCAAUGGAGUUUGAUGGCAUUGAGACUCUUCGAGUUCCUGCAGAUAAGAUCUGGAAGCCCGACAUUGUUCUCUAUAACAAUGCUGUGGGCGACUUCCAAGUCGAAGGCAAGACAAAAGCUCUUCUGAAAUACGAUGGCACCAUUACCUGGACUCCACCAGCCAUUUUUAAGAGUUCCUGUCCUAUGGACAUCACUUUUUUCCCUUUUGAUCAUCAAAAUUGUUCCCUGAAAUUUGGUUCCUGGACCUAUGACAAAGCUAAAAUCGAUCUCCUCAUCAUUGGAUCUAAAGUGGACAUGAAUGAUUUUUGGGAAAACAGUGAAUGGGAAAUUGUUGAUGCUUCAGGCUAUAAGCACGACAUAAAAUACAACUGUUGUGAAGAGAUAUACACAGAUAUAACCUAUUCGUUUUACAUUAGGAGGUUGCCGAUGUUUUACACCAUUAAUCUGAUUAUCCCCUGUCUCUUUAUUUCAUUCCUAACCGUGUUGGUCUUCUACCUUCCUUCUGACUGUGGCGAAAAAGUGACACUUUGCAUUUCAGUUCUGCUUUCUCUGACUGUGUUUUUGCUGGUCAUCACAGAAACCAUUCCAUCCACAUCGCUCGUGAUCCCACUGGUGGGUGAGUACCUACUGUUCACCAUGAUCUUUGUCACACUGUCCAUCGUGGUGACUGUGUUUGUGUUGAACAUACACUAUCGCACCCCGACAACUCACACCAUGCCCAAGUGGGUGAAGACGGUUUUCCUCCAGCGGUUACCCCAGAUCCUGAUGAUGAGGAGGCCUCUGGACAAGACAAGGAAGACCAGUUCUGAUAAAAACCCCAAAAGCAUUUCCAGUAGGCCUACCAAAGUCAAGUUGGGUAAUCACAGAGAGCCCAGACUCCUUAAAGAAUGCUGCCACUGCCAUAAAUCACAUCGGCUUGCGACCAGCAAGAGAAGGCUAAGUCAUCAGCCUUUACAGUGGGUGACGGAAAAUUCGGAGCACUCACCUGAAGUCGAAGAUGUGAUUAAUAGUGUUCAAUUCAUAGCAGAAAACAUGAAGAACCAAAACGAAACGAAGGAGGUAGAAGAUGACUGGAAAUACGUGGCCAUGGUGGUGGACAGAGUGUUUCUUUGGAUCUUCAUCGCCGUCUGUGUGUUUGGAACCACAGGGCUGUUUCUACAGCCGCUGCUGGGGAGCGCAGGGAAAUCUUAGGGAUGUUAUCUUUACAGCAGUUGAAAUUCACACCUGAAGUUUACUGAUGCUGUAUUUGUUCUGUGUUCCCCACCGUAAGGGAAGGGAUAUGAAGCUUCCCAGCUAACUCCCCCAUCUACUGAAGCUGAUGGCUAUGUGGGAAACAAGGACUUGAUUGCAAAUUGGGAGCCCGGAGGCUCCCCCUUGGUAGCACAGAGGAAUCCUUGAAAUCUGCUGCACUGCCGGAGCCCAGAGUGGCAGCAGCCACAGGCUUCUCUCGUCUGGACGUGUUGGGCUUUCCAGGGACACGAUGAACCGCAACACAGCGAAGCAUGUCAUCAACACCAAGCCACACUUACAGGGGGUUCUGUUGUCCCUCCAGCUGAGGCUUCACGUGCCAGACGUGAAGCCCUGGUGCACGGGCCUUACCGAUGUUUGCCCUGCCUGUGAACUCCUGUGGGUUUGCUUUCUGGUGCAUGUCUCUGUGAUGUAACUCACACACCAGCAUUAUUCGAUGCAUUAAUUAGCAAAAAGUAAUAGCGGGCAGUCAGAGUCGGUCUCAGCUGGCUUUUUUUAAUCAGCAUGUAUCUAGCGAGAGACUCAGGUAGUAACCCAGCACUGUGUUCGCUAGGCAUUGUAAAAGUGGCUGAAAUCGGUUGUCCUCAAGCAGUUGCAGCUUUUGGGGAAAAGUCAUAAACGCAAAGAUCUCCAGGACCAAGUGUCACUUGGGGAUGUAACUGGAGCGAUCAAAACAGGAGGACACGGUGUGGGGUGGCCAGGCAAGCCCAACACAGCCUUCGCUGUCCUUUCUCACCAACCGUCUGCAUCUGCCCACUGUAGUGAGACUGGAAACAGAGUGAUUCUUCCAUCGGGUAUUGUGAUCUUGUACCUUUGGAGCGACUCCUUUCCUGGGAGGGAAUUCUGUUUUACUCCACUCGAAUUUAG